Molecule: messenger RNA, 1515 nt
Organism: Pochonia chlamydosporia 170
Lineage: Eukaryota; Fungi; Ascomycota; Sordariomycetes; Hypocreales; Clavicipitaceae
Product: MYND finger family protein
Exons: 4
Coding region: 1-1515 (504 amino acids)
Cellular component (GO): nucleus
Molecular function (GO): protein binding
Source: RefSeq, a predicted model, not a curated record
AUGCCAUCCAUAGAAACCCGUCAUCAUCCUAUCAAGCACCGCGCCCUCCACGCCACCAGCGCCUUCAAGCCCUCGCAAAUAAUCCACACCUUCCAUCCGCUCAUCUUACACCCAUCCCUCUCGCAUCUCACGUCCGUCUGCACACACUGCCUUCGUCCAGGCUCACCACGCGCCUGUUCCCGCUGCCACGCUGCAUACUACUGUGACGCUGCAUGCCAGAAAGCAGCCUGGACAGCCGUCCACUCCAAAGAAUGCAAGCCCCUCCGGCAGCGGAAGCUGGGGUCGCGCACAGGCGCUGAUCUACCAACACCUGUGAGAGCGCUGGUGCAAACUCUGCUAAAACAGGAGAUUGAGGAUGGUGUGUCCUUGCUGGAUGGGCACGUGGACAAGAGGAGAAAUAACAAGAGUUGGCCGGACUUGGAGAUGAUGGGGAUGGCGGCGUGUGCGUUUGCUGGGAGAGAUGGCGGGGAGGCAGAUGUACGAAGGGCAGUUGAGCUGCUUUGCAAGAUCCAGACGAAUGCCUUUCAUAGAUGGGAUGUUGAUCUAGGACAGGUGGGUGUGUUUUUGGAAACGACACUGGCCAUGGCGAACCAUUCGUGUAUUCCAAACGCUGUGGUCCAGUUUGUGGGAAGAAAGGCGAUUUUGAGGGCCGAGACGGCCAUUCAGACUGGUGAUGAGAUUGAAAUCUCAUACACGGAUUGUACAAUGCCAUUGUCGACACGGAGAGAAGCACUAUUGCAGUAUAGCUUUGAGUGCACUUGCGAUAGGUGCAUAAAUGACUUGAAUGUGUACCAAGUCUGUUCAAAAUUAGUGCGGCAUGCAAACGCAGAUACGCUCAGUGUUGCAGACGUAUCCAAUGUCGAUAACCACCCAGCAGUCACGGAUAAACGCAUACAAGGCAUUGCGGCGAAACACACUACGGAACCAAACCAGUUACCAGAAACACUCUCUGAACGUCACAGAGCCUUAGUAGCAGAAUACAAGUCUAACAAGACCCUCAUCGAUGACGACCUAUGGGCUGUAUCACCAGUCCCGCAACUCCUCACGGAAACUUCAAUCUACUUUGCCGAACAGAAUAACUUUGCCUAUGCGCUGGCAGUGGCAUCCGUGGUUGCAGUAUCGUGCGAUCCAUACCGCUACGUGACGCCUUUUCACCCCGUUCGCGUAAAGAAUCUCUUGAUGAUAGCGAAGCUAUUGGCUAAUACCGCUGAGAACAUGGGGAGUGCUAUAACAACAACCAAGGGUGUGCUGAACCAGAAACUUCAAGAAGCGCUGGCAGAUAUUGAUCAGGUAUCCCUGUGCCAAAUGCUUCUCCUCAUGGUUGUCAAAAUGUGUCCAGGGGAGCUAGCAGAAUGGGAACUAUGCGUGUCGGCGAGGGAGAUGUUGGCUGAUAUUGCGAGACUGCCUGGCCGAGGGAAGGAGUUGUCUCUGAUAAAUAGCUGGGGCGUUGAUGGGGAUCUUGAGGAGUCCAAACUGUUUUACGAGUAUGCUGUAGUCAAACAGGUUGUCAAUUAG